This is a messenger RNA of Vombatus ursinus (common wombat), 1281 nucleotides long. It is a transcript of the gene ARMC10, whose product is annotated as armadillo repeat containing 10. The record is from RefSeq and is a predicted model, not a curated record. Gene Ontology annotation, cellular component: mitochondrion. The coding region runs from base 67 to 1050 and encodes 327 amino acids. The transcript has 6 exons. Lineage: Eukaryota; Metazoa; Chordata; Mammalia; Diprotodontia; Vombatidae.
GUCUUGGUCCUAGUCCCCGGGGAGCCCCGUCGCCGCCUGGGCCGUGUCUGGGGCCGGGGGGACAGCAUGGGCAGAGCCCAGCAGGUGGGCUGGGUAGCGGGCCUGGUGCUCGGGGCCGGCGCUUGUUACUGCGUUUACCGACUGGCCUGGGGGGGAAAAAAGAGCCGGAAGACUGCGACUGAGGGCGGGAGCCGCGGCUGCCCUGCUGGGCAGGGGAGGACGCUCCCCCAGCGGGGGUCCAGCCCCUCCCCUCCUGCAGAGGAUGACUGUACCAAAUCAUCUAGUGUACUGGAUGCCCAACAUCUUAAAAAACUCAUUUGCUUGCUAGAGUCAACUGAGGAUCCUUUAAUUCGUGAAAGAGCUUUGAUUACACUAGGUAACAGUGCUGCUUUUUCAGUCAAUCAAGAUAUUAUUCGUAAUUUGGAUGGUCUCUUAGUUAUUGAAAACAUACUGAAAGAUCCCAACCCCAAAGUUAAAGAGAAGGCUUUAAAUGCACUAAAUAACUUAAGUAUGAAUAUUCAGAAUCAGAAGGAAAUUAAGGUAUACAUCAGCCAAAUCUGUGAGGAGACCAUCUCCUCUCCCUUGAAUUCAGAUGUACAGUUGGCUGGCCUGAGAUUGCUAACAAACAUGACAGUCACCAAUGACUAUCAGCACUUACUUGCCAAUUCAAUUUCAGACCUCUUUGAUUUGUUAUCUAUGGGAAAUGAAAACACCAAGAUCCAGACUUUAAAAGUGCUUUUGAAUUUGUCGGCAAAUCCAUCUAUGACAAAAGAACUUCUCAGUGUGCAGGUCCCAUCAUCACUGAUUUCCCUCUUUGAUGGAAACAUGGAGAAGGAAAUUCUUCUUCGUGUCCUUACACUCUUUGCAAAUUUAAAAGACAGUAUAAAGCAGAAAGACAAUGCAUUUGCCUGGCAUCAAUUUAAUAACAGUUCUCUUUUCUCUUUGCUCUAUGGAGAAUCUACAGAGUGUACUAAGAAACUGCUAUCCUUAACAUAUCACCAUGAUGUCGAUGUGAAAGAGAAAGUUGCAAAAAUAUUCACCAUACUUUGAUUGGCCUUGUGUUUAAAAAAAAAAAACCCAACUCCACACCAUAAGGAAUAACUCAGUGUUGCAGUCUGUGAGCAAGACAAGUGUUUUUGACACUUUUAUCUUGUUCCAUACUUUGGUACUCUUACCCCCUAAAUUACAAUGGUGGCUGUAGAGCCUCGGGGCAGAGAGAGAAAAUUCAUUUAGGAAUGUUGUUCCUGUUUUUGCAAAAAUAAAACUAAGGUUCUGAUCAGC